Molecule: messenger RNA, 1305 nt
Organism: Brachypodium distachyon (stiff brome)
Lineage: Eukaryota; Viridiplantae; Streptophyta; Magnoliopsida; Poales; Poaceae
Product: FHA domain-containing protein At4g14490
Exons: 1
Coding region: 1-1305 (434 amino acids)
Molecular function (GO): mRNA binding; protein binding
Source: RefSeq, a predicted model, not a curated record
AUGGCCGCUGCGCCGCCGGUGCUCACCCUAACGGUGGAGAAGGGCCCGCGGGAAGGGGAAACCCGGCAGUGCCGCGCGGGCGCCGCGCUUCGCGUCGGCCUCGUCGUCUCCGGCAACGACCUUGCCGUGCGCGACGCGGGCACAUCGCAGCGCCACCUCGCCAUCGAGUUCCUCCCGCCGCCGCCCGCGGCCCGGUGGGCCGUGUCCGACCUCGGCUCCUCCAACGGCACCCUCCUCAACGGCGCGCCCCUCGUGCCCUCCGUCCCGGCUCCGCUCUCCCACGGGGACCUAAUCAGCCUCGGCGAGUCCACCGUGCUCGCCGUGUCCAUCGCGUCAGAUUCGGACAUGAACCCGGCCGGCCCUAGGCGCUCCUCGCGCCUCGCGGCGGCAGGGGUGGCCGCGGAGGAGAGGCCGAUCCCUGCGGUGACCCGCCGGAGCAAACAGAAGAAUGCGGUUGCAGCGGAGCCCCCGGAAGCGGUCAAGGAGGAGAUUGAGGAGGCUGCAGAGGUUAUGCAGCACGGGAGGCGGAAGAAGAUUGUGAAGCCUCCUGAACCGGAGAAGGAAAAGGAGGAGGUGGUCGUGGUGCCUACACGCCGCGUGAGGACUGUGAAGUUCGCUGAGCCGGAGAAGGAAGUGGAGGGGAAGGAGGAGGCCGCGGUGACGUUCCACGCCAGGAGGAAGAACAAAGCCGUGACGGUUGCUCCUCCGGAACUGCUGCCAAAGACGAGGUCCAAAAGGGGCCGUGGAAGAGUUACAACGGCUAGUGCAAGGAACACCAUUCUCGAGGAGGAGGAUCAGGUGGAACAGGAGGAGAGCGAGGUGGCUGCAGCAAGAGAACAGGCAGGGAACCAGACGGCAACAAAUGGCGAUGACGCGGAUAAGGGAGGCAAGGUGGCAGCUGGAUAUGAAGCAGUGGAAGGGACUUCAAUGACGUUGGAGGAGGAAGUGCGAGUUGCUCGGAGAGGGCGGGCACGAAGAGCACUAAAGGGGAUGACCAAUGCUCAGUGUGCUGCUUCUGAUGACAGGGGUGAGGAGAUAAAGUGUGCUGGAGACGUGGAAGAGGAUGGCAAGAGGGAAGUGGUUGGCAGCGGAGGAGAGGUAGGGGAUAUGGAGAAGGAAGAAGAGCAUGCUGGGAGAAGCAGUUUGGAGACCAUGACAUUGGGGCACUGGUUUGAUCGGAUGGAAAAGUACCUUCCAAGGAUUAUCAAUGAGGCUGCUGAUGAGAUGAUAGCAACUAUGGAGGAGAGGCAUCAGCGUCUCAAUGAAUACAUUUUGACACUCAGGCACAGUUCUGAUCCUUCUUGA